GCCAGUGUUACGAGGGACGGUAAGGGGAUGAGAUGUUGCGACUCUUGUUGCUGUAUCUUACACUGGGAUGGGUGUGUGUUCUGGGCGUGACUGAAGAGGACCAAGACGUACAGGAGUCGUUGGCGCCUCAAGGCUGGGCUUCAUCAUGGAGCAGAUCUAAUUCUCCGCUGGAGCGUCCGCGUCGCCGUCAGGAUCAGACUCUGCCUUACGCUUCGUGGGAAUCCCCAUUACUAGUGAAGGAGUCAUUGACAUCAGAGGAGAAGUCCUGGCUACCUCAAAAAGAUCCUCUGGAAAUCAUCAAGGAGGGUUACACUUCCGGCUCCAGGAUGUUCGACUAUAACUUUGAGCAGUCUCCCGCUCUUGUGCUGAAGACGGUGGGGGAUUACAAUGUUGGGGCUGCAGCUCUCUCACACGCAGGUGCUCCCCACCGACCUUCCCUGGGUGACAACCUGUCCAGGAACUUCAACUCGAGCCCGCAGCCUGGGCGACCCCGCAAGUACUACCUAACGGGUGUGAUGCAAGAAUUACCCAGGGAUUCAGGCUACGCCAACAAACACCUCCGCAAGUACUUUCUCCAAGCUGACACGAAGGCGAUGACUGCAAAUAAGGACCAACCUCGCGUCGUCUUCAGUGAUGUUGAAGAUUCGAUUCAUCUUAUACAAGUACUGGGCACCAACGACCCACUACCUUCGUCACACGACACAGCUGAACCAGCCGCAACACCUGAACCUCCUGCAACAUUAGACACCACAAACAACCCCCAUGAUAUACACACUUCAGCAUUUUCUCCAUACUUCCCUCCUACUGUGUUUCGCCAUCCCACAUCCUACCCUGUUGCACCACCAAACACUCGUUCACCCUCCACAUACUACCUCCAGCAACCUACGUCACAACACCCUACUCCAUUACCCUUCAGAAAAUACUACCUCCUCCCCAGAUCCCACCAGCCGACAACAGCUGCUGACGGAAACGGCUUACAAGACUCACAAGAAGGAAGUAUAAGUAACUCCCGCGAGCUCAGUUCAUUUGAAGUUUACGAAAUGCUUCGUCAGCCAUUAAAGUGUCAUCCAGAAUCGUGUUGAGUCAUCUGCGUGCGGGUCGGGGAUGCUUGGGCCAGUGUUGAGCAGUCCCGAGCUGAGCUGAUGUCAAGAUCAACUCACAUUCAACUCCCAUCAUUGUUAUAUAUUAAUUUGUUAUAUAUUACUGGUAUAUGUAUCGUCUCAUUUUCUAGUCAUCUUUAUAUACUGCAAAUACAUCAAGAGAUUUAUAUCUGUGUAUAUAUACCUAGAGAUUUGUAUCUGUGUAGAUUUUAUUUUAAUUAUUAUCCUAGAGAGGUAUUAACACCGGAGAACCUACUUCCUCUCUGAAGGUGAAGAGUGGCAACAGUUGUAAGAAAACUUGCCCAAUGUUUCCACUCGUGCUGUACUAUAUACACUAAAAGGCACAUAUUUUUCUAAAUAUAUAUCUUGACACAACCCGCACGUAGGAGAACCAGUUGGAACGACCCGUGUGUCUUCAUAACUUUAAAACCAAAUAAUUAAGUUUAAAAUUUAUUUUUAUGGUUAAUUAAAACGUCCUACAACUGGUGUUUGCUAUGUCUGUAUUUUUGUGAGGUUUACAAAACCAGGUGUAAGUUGGGUCAACGUUAUUGUAACUUGUACGAUUAU
Molecule: messenger RNA, 1667 nt
Organism: Cherax quadricarinatus
Lineage: Eukaryota; Metazoa; Arthropoda; Malacostraca; Decapoda; Parastacidae
Source: RefSeq, a predicted model, not a curated record